AUGGAGUCGCUGCAGCCAGAGCAAAUCUUGAGCAGUGGGGCCUUGGUCCUGGUCCUUGAUGUACCCGUGGGAUCAGAGUUUGGUAUUGAUUACAAAUCAUGGCACACGGCAGCACGCUUCAAAGGGGUCAAACUCGUUCCCGCCGGCGUUCACUACGUCUUCUGCAGUGCGCGGCAGAGCCGAAGCGAGCACGGCCAACACUUGGGACCACGCAUCGGCUACUUUGUCCACACAGCGCCAGGCGACGUGCUCAUUUUCAAGUGGGACCCAACUGAAGAGCACAUUGUCAACACACACGCUGACGCCGACCAGCAACAGCGCGUGCGCGAUGAUUACGUUGGCCUCGACCCCUACCUCGCUGCCUACCCGCUCGAAGAAACCCUGUCCACAUGGAUCUCCCUGACCUCGAAAAUCACUCGCGCCACUCUGGCACGUUUGCAACCCACCUGCGAAUACAUCAGCUCGGCCACCGAGCUCGAAGGCGCGCAGGUCUUGACCAGCCGCCGCAGCGACCGACCCGACCAAGCCGCUGCUGGCACCGAGGAACAACCCGCCACACCCGCUCAAUCCAUCUUCGAAACCCACAAAGAUGCUUGGCGUGACAUGCGUCCGGCCUCGACCGUACAGAUUCCCUUUGUUCAAGUACCCCGCCGCCUCUUUCCACCUGGAGCCACCCCGGCCCAGGUGACCCAACACAGUCUCGACCGCUCCUACACCCUCCAGCAAGUGCUCACGUCCCACUUUGCCCACGACCCCAACGAGCUGCUUGCUGAGCUCCAGUAUGCCUUUGUCUGCUUCCUUGUGGGCCAAGUAUACGAGGCGUUUGAAACUUGGAAGCAGCUCGUCGCGCUUCUCUGCAACUCGGGUCAAGCCAUUGCAGAUCACCCGCAACUCUACAUUGACUUCAUGGGCGUCCUGCACUAUCAACUCAAAGAAACCCCCAGCGACUUUUUUUUCGAUAUCGUGGCGAGCAACAAUUUUCUAGUGCACGCCCUCGAAGCCUUCUUCGCCCAUGCCGAGCACACCGACAACGUGGCCCAGCACGUCCGAACCCACGCACACCAAUUCAAAAGUUGGAACUUUGACGACGAGGACGAUGGAGAUGGGCCCGUAGUUGUAGAAACCUGA
Messenger RNA from Monosiga brevicollis MX1, 1128 nucleotides. RefSeq lists its product as uncharacterized. The transcript is spliced from 5 exons. Gene Ontology annotation, biological process: spliceosomal tri-snRNP complex assembly. The coding region runs from base 1 to 1128 and encodes 375 amino acids. The record is from RefSeq and is a predicted model, not a curated record. NCBI's taxonomy places the organism in Eukaryota, Choanoflagellata, Craspedida, Salpingoecidae.